AUGCAAAAGUUCAUUAAGCAAGGCAGAUUGGUCAUCCUCUUGAACGGAAAGUACGCCGGCCGCAAGGCUGUUGUUGUAAAGACCUUCGAUGAGCCAAACAAGGAGCGUCCAUAUGGCCACUGUCUGGUUGCCGGUAUCGAGAAGUACCCACGCAGAGUCAUCAGAAGAAUGAACAGGAAGACCAUCUUGAAGAGAAUCUCCAUCACCCCAUUCGUCAAGGUCGUCAACUACAACCACAUCAUGCCAACUCGUUACAACUUCGAGACUCGUGAGGAAAGCGCCUUCAACGGUAUCAAGGACUCUGUCACCAUGGAGUCUGCCAAGCCAGCCAAGCGCGUCUCCACCAAGCACGCUGUAAAGAAGAUUUUCCAAGACAAGUACAAGGCCGGCAAGUCCAAGUGGUUCUUCUCGAGAUUGAGAUUCUAA
This is a messenger RNA of Acytostelium subglobosum LB1, 426 nucleotides long. RefSeq lists its product as hypothetical. Gene Ontology annotation, biological process: translation. The coding region runs from base 1 to 426 and encodes 141 amino acids. NCBI's taxonomy places the organism in Eukaryota, Evosea, Eumycetozoa, Acytosteliales, Acytosteliaceae. The record is from RefSeq and is a predicted model, not a curated record. The transcript has 3 exons. Gene Ontology annotation, cellular component: cytosolic large ribosomal subunit; ribosome. Gene Ontology annotation, molecular function: structural constituent of ribosome.